Molecule: messenger RNA, 800 nt
Organism: Ruditapes philippinarum (Manila clam)
Lineage: Eukaryota; Metazoa; Mollusca; Bivalvia; Venerida; Veneridae
Product: protein draper-like
Exons: 5
Molecular function (GO): scavenger receptor activity
Source: RefSeq, a predicted model, not a curated record
UCAACUGUAUGCAACUGUCGUGAUAAUACAAGUUGUAAUGCUAUAACUGGACAUUGUAAGACUGGUUUAUGCGAUCCAGGCUGGCAUGGCCCCAGCUGUGACAAAGUUUGUGACUACAGAAGAUUUGGUAUUAACUGUUCAACUGUAUGUGACUGUCGUGAUAAUACAAGUUGUAAUGCUAUAACUGGACAUUGUAAGACUGGUUUAUGCGAUCCAGGCUGGCUUGGCCCAAGCUGUGACAAAGUUUGUGACUAUCGAAGAUUUGGUAUAAACUGUUCAACUGUAUGUAACUGUCGUGAUAAUACAAGUUGUAACGCUACAAGUGGACAUUGUAAGACUGGUUUAUGCGAUCCAGGCUGGCUUGGCCUCAGUUGUGACAAAGUUUGUGACUAUCGAAGAUUUGGUAUUAACUGUUCAACUGUAUGUAACUGUCGUGAUAAUACAAGUUGUAAUGCUAUAACUGGACAUUGUGAGACUGGUUUAUGCGAUCCAGGCUGGCGUGGCCUCAGCUGUGACAAAGUUUGUGACCAUCGAAGAUUUGGUAUUAACUGUUCAACUGUAUGUAACUGUCGUGAUAAUACAAGUUGUAAUGCUAUAACUGGACAUUGUGAGACAGGUUUAUGCGAUCCAGGCUGGCUUGGCCUCAGCUGUGACAAAAGUACAAACAAUUUUUAUUCAUUCAACAAAUGGAGGAAAUUAAUGUCAAUGUAAAAUUAGUUGUUGGUAUGAUUUCUCCGAUUACGUUGGCUUUUAUUUGAAUGAAUACAUUAUUCACUUUUUGUAUACUAAAGCUAAGAUCA